GCUUACCGAAGAGAAAUCCCGACAACCCCGGGCCCUUAUCAAAGGGAAGCCGCUAGUACAGGUGUCGAGGAUGCCCGAUUCUUCCGAACCCCCUCGAACCAUGUAUGGAGCUGCCCCGCUGCUACCACGAUACCUGGACAACCGCUCGUUCUGCGAUGCUACAAAAUUACGGCCCCGAUCGCUUCUCACCAUGGAAAAGGACGUACGAUUACUACGCCUAGGAGCGAAAACACAGGCUUCAGAACUCCCUGGGUACCCCGAAGCCUCGCUAUUCGAGAUUGGGAUAAAAAUCGCCGAGAAGCUGGUGGACCCUCGGGACAUUGAGGACGGGAUAACCCCUAAAGAAUACGUGGCCAUCCGAGAAGAAGAGGCUCAAAUGGUGGCCACCAUAUUCUCGUGGUGGUCGGAUAACUAUUUUCUCGCUUCCCCACCGCUCCGGGACACGAAAGCGAUACACACUAAACACGUGUCGGUCAUCAUUCACGGACAACCCUACGAAUUACACAUGCGGGAAUGUGUGCCCGACAAAACUCACCAACUAAUUGCGGAUAUUCUCACCGAGUAUCGGGACACCAUUAGCGUCAAGGACGCACAUAUCGGAUUAUCCGUGAUCAUACAGCGCGAGAUUCGAACCGAUAACCACCCACCGAUCCACUGCAAGCUUUACCGUCAAGGUUGUCAGACAUACAGCAUGCUAGCUGACGAAGCAGAGUCGAUGGGAGAGCUUGAGCAGAGCAUCGAGUUCAAUGAGAAGUGUAUUCAAAUUGCCAUGCAAGCAAACGAUGAAGCUGAGGAGGGACUCGCAAAGCACCGUAUAGGCAAUCUGUGGCAGAGACUCAACCAACCAAGGACAGCCAUUGAUUAUCAGCAGCAGUAUCUGGCCAUCUGCCGAUCAAACAACAACAAGAUCUCAGGACGCAGAUAUCACGACCUCAGAUAUCACAAGCGGAUAUCACGAGCAGAUAUCACGAUGCAGAUAUCACCACCUCAGAUAUCAGCACCACAGACAUCACGAGCAGAUAUCACGAUGCAGAUAACACGACCUCAGAUAUCACCACCUCAGAUAUCACGACGAGAUAUCACGAUGCAGAUAUCACGAGCAGAUAACACCACCUCAGAUAUCACGAGCAGAUAUCACGACGGAGAUAUCACCACCUCAGAUAUCACAAGCAGAUAUCACGACGGAGAUAUCACCACCUCAGAUAUCACAAGCAGAUAUCACGACCUCAGAUCAGAUAUCACGACCUCAGAUAUCACAACCUCAGCCAUCACGACCUCUGAUAUCACGACCUCAGAUAUCACGAGCAGAUAUCACGACCCCAGAUAUCACGAGCAGAUAUCACGACCUCAGAUAUCACGAGCAGAUAUCACGACUUCGGAACUUCGACUUACGCCAGGGCUGCAGAAGAUGCCAAGCGCCUACACAAGGCCUACACCCCCAAAAGCUUAAGGAACAAAAAAUUACAGCCCGA
Chara braunii is the source of this 1472-nucleotide messenger RNA. The record is from the annotation of a GenBank genome assembly. Lineage: Eukaryota; Viridiplantae; Streptophyta; Charophyceae; Charales; Characeae.